GAAGGCAGAGACGACACGUACAUGUUUCCAGCUCUCUUGCCUCCUAAGGAUCUGUCUGUCAUGUGGAAGAGAGAUGAGAGUAAGAAGGUGUAUGUCGGUCGACGUCAAGUGUGCAGCAGUCACACGACCAUUUUCAGCCCAUCUGCAUUUGGCAUGUUUCAAUCUAAAGUUUGCACUACAUUAGAUAAGAAAGCACAGCUGUGGAGGAAUGGACUUAUCACAUCACAAGGUGAUGAAGCUAAAUUUCAUGUCCAGUGUUUGAUUGCCAUGGUAGAUCCUGUUCGUUCUGUCGACUUUGUUUGUCGUGGAGGUGAGGCAACAGAAGUAGAAUGCAUUUCCCUGCUCGAAACCGUCAUGUCUCUUUGGACAGAUAUGUUAGACAGAUACAGUCCAGGCACUGAAUAUAAGACUGAAUAUCUGUUCAGAAAGCAUUUAGAGGAACACAAAGAACUGAAACAAGUUGCUGCACACUCAGAGAUGGAAAUCAAUGACGCUAAGGCAAAGAACAAAGGUCCACGCACUGUAGUAACAGAAAAUAGUUGGUGAUGAGCUUUUGAAAGAUAGUCUUGGUGACUUGCUGGUUAUUCUCCCUUCCAAACAAGUAACUCCACUUUCUCCCAGUGCAGUUGUGAAGGCUGUUAUUGAGUAUGGUGUAGAUCAAUGGCUUUCAUUUGCAGAAAGAUUAGGUUUUAAUUUCUCUCAGAUUAAUGUCAUUUGUCAUGACAAAGCCUCUCUCACUGACAAAUUGUCUGCUAUUAUUCAAGCGAAGACUAAGGAAGUUGGUGAUAUGAAGAUGGAUGAUCUGCUGCUGAAGGCAUGUGAACUGUUACCGGAUCCCAUUCAUGCAGCAGUCAAGAGAAGCUUGUCAUUUUCCCAAUAUGAUUAUAGCUCAUAAGUGUGACCGUUAUAUAAACAUUAUAGUCUCUUAAUUUCUGUGUUGGUGUGCAGAGGUGAGGAUCUACUAGCCAUCAUUGUGCCCCUUGUUUUUACUCAGAAAUUUUAUCGU
Messenger RNA from Corticium candelabrum, 1006 nucleotides. RefSeq lists its product as uncharacterized. Bases 22 to 546 code for a protein of 174 amino acids. The record is from RefSeq and is a predicted model, not a curated record. NCBI's taxonomy places the organism in Eukaryota, Metazoa, Porifera, Homoscleromorpha, Homosclerophorida, Plakinidae. The transcript has a single exon.